CGCGGCCGCCGUUGCCGCCUGCAUCCGGGGCCAGCUUGAGGAGAGCGCGCCGGCGUUAGGCGCGGGGAGGAGAAGGAGUCGACAGGGUCCCGGGCUAGCGGGCAGACGAGCGCCGGAGUCAUGCAGCGGGCGGCAGGCUUGGUGCUGGGGCUGCGCGCCGGCUGCUGCCCGCGCUCCCCAAGCUGGGGCCGGGGCCGGGGCCGGAGCUGGAGCAGCGCGGCCGCCGAGGCCUCGGCGGUGCUGAAGCUGAGGCCGGAGAAGAACGGGCGCCAGCGGAUCUUGACGCCCGAGUCCAUGAACCCUCUGGUGAAGGCGGUGGAGUACGCGGUGCGGGGGCCCAUCCUGCUCAAAGCUGGCGAGAUCGAGAUGGAGCUGCAGCGGGGUAUCAAAAAACCUUUCACAGAAGUCAUAAAAGCCAACAUUGGUGAUGCCCACGCAAUGGGCCAGCAGCCAAUCACCUUCCUCCGACAGGUGGUGGCUCUUUGCACAUAUCCAAACCUGUUGGACAGCCCUAGCUUCCCAGAAGAUGCCAAGAACCGAGCCAGGAGGAUCUUAAAGGCGUGUGGGGGGAACAGCCUGGGGGCUUACAGUGCCAGCCAGGGUGUCAACUGCAUCCGAGAAGACGUGGCAGCGUACAUCGAGAGGAGAGAUGGCGGUGUGCCUGCAGACCCAGACAACAUUUACCUGACGACUGGCGCUAGCGACGGCAUUUCUACAAUUCUAAAGAUUCUGGUGUCUGGUGGAGGAAAGUCCCGGACUGGAGUGUUGAUCCCCAUCCCCCAGUAUCCUCUGUACUCAGCUGUCAUUUCGGAGCUGGAUGCCAUCCAGGUGAACUAUUACCUGGAUGAAGAAAACUGCUGGGCUCUGGAUGUAAAUGAGCUCCGACGUGCAGUGACUGAAGCCAAGGAAUACUGUAACCCCAAAGUCCUCUGCAUCAUCAAUCCUGGGAACCCUACAGGUCAGGUCCAGAGCAGAAAAUGCAUUGAAGAAGUGAUUCACUUUGCCUGGGAAGAGAAGCUCUUCCUCUUGGCUGACGAGGUGUACCAGGACAACGUAUAUCCCAAGGACUGCCAAUUUCAUUCCUUCAAGAAGGUUCUCUAUGAGAUGGGCCCAGAGUACUCAAGCAACGUGGAGCUUGCAUCCUUCCAUUCCACCUCCAAAGGCUACAUGGGCGAGUGUGGCUACCGAGGGGGCUACAUGGAGGUGAUCAACUUACAUCCAGAGAUUAAGGGACAGCUUGUCAAGAUGCUCUCUGUGCGGCUCUGUCCCCCGGUGUCGGGACAGGCAGCCAUGGACAUUGUCGUGAACCCCCCUGUGCCGGGAGAGGAAUCUUUUGAGCAGUUCAAUAGGGAGAAGGAGUUUGUCCUGAGCAAUCUUGCAAAAAAAGCUAAGCUUACAGAAGAUUUGUUUAACCAAGUGCCAGGAAUUCACUGUAAUCCCUUACAAGGAGCAAUGUAUGCCUUUCCCAGGAUCUUCAUCCCAACGAAGGCAAUUGAGACAGCUAAGGCCCAUAAGAUGGCCCCAGACAUGUUUUACUGUAUGAAGCUUCUGGAAGAAACUGGAAUCUGUGUGGUACCUGGCAGUGGCUUUGGCCAAAGGGAAGGGACUUACCACUUAAGAAUGACCAUCCUCCCUCCUGUAGAGAAGCUAAAGAUUGUCCUGGAGAAGGUGAAGGACUUCCACAUAAAGUUUCUUGAGAAGUACGCCUGAGGCCCAAGGCAGCAUUGCCCGAGGAACAGAGACCUGGCGAUGUGUUUCUAGUUUGCCUGGGUCCACAGAAGCCUUGGCUCAGGAAGCUGGUCGGCCAGAAACAAUUCUUCCCCAACAACUCUGCCAAGCAUCUUGCCUGGGGGACUUUGUGAUGUCCAUCUUUGGUUUUGUCAUAGGAGACUUUUUGUGCCUUGAUGAUGAGAAUACUUCUCUUCCAUGUUUCUGUUUCCAAUCAAGUUGGGAAUUGGUCACAAUUCAGAAAGCCCUGUAGGCCCUGAUAUCCACAGAGCUUGAACUUGAUCAGCAGACGUGGCCAACCAGUGCCCUCUGGUUUCUUUUGAAAAUCCUAUUUGAGUUUGUAAAACAAAACAAAACAAAACAAAAGUUAUGUUGUUUUAAGUGGUUUCAGGUCUAGGGCAAAAAGCAGGUGCCAGAGAAUGUCUUAACUUCAGUAAGUAUUGGGUAGCUGAGGUUUGAGGCUAUGCUUGAUGUUAUCUAUAAAAUAAAACACUUAUCCUUAUAAGAAUCCAGUCAUUUGAGAGGAGGGGUAUUCACAGAUUAGAUUGAGGAUGUUGAAAUUGUUGAGAACCUUUACCUUAAGUAUGGCAAUGGAGUUUAGAAAGUGAAAAGGCCUGACUGAUCCACCCUGUAAAUGGUUGGGGGCUAAGAAGGCUUGUGGAUGGGUGGGGCUGACGAGGAAGGAGAUGGAUUCGUGGAGCUCUGACUCAGCAGAAUACCACUUGGGAAAAAUGAGAUACAGAUUUUGUCCCCAUGGAGAGCCUCAGGCAACCUGAAAUGUCUUGUUGGACACAGAUGACCAUUACCCCUGUUCUAUAGGAGGCUUUUCUUAGGGAUUUUGGGGUGAUGGAUUAAGGGACUCUUGUUACACUCACCCUGGCACUCCUACUGGGAAAGUUCAUGGGUUUAAGGGAAUAUCUAUUCUGCCACCCUGUGAUUUUACUGUUCCAAAAGGAUCUCCCCUUCACUUCUCCUUUGCAAAUUGUCUUGGGAUGUAAAAGACUGACUUGUCCGUCCUUCUCUGCACAACUGGAAAUAGGACCCAGAAGAAUGCCGUUAUGAGGCUGUGUUUGGUAGGCUCUUCAACACCUUUUUAUUGGCUAAAGUCUUGAGCAUCGAAGGCCUUGUAACUUUGCCCUCCCCCCCCAAAAAAAAACCCAGGCCAAAUGAUUACAAGGUGGUUGUUGUUUUCUCCCUUGUCUGACUUUUAAAUUAAUGAGGCUAAGUCUAUUCCCUUUAGACAGUGCUUCACACAAUAUAACCUGCUUUCCCUUACUUUGGGAGAUUUCCAGAUGGAGCUCAUUAGGAUGGAGAGAAAUUUUGAGGCAAAACACAGAUCUGAUACCUCCCAGGAGACAGGUGUAGACAGGAUCCAGAGUUAGGGAUUGGUGGGCAAGGAAUCUACCCUCACUUUCCUCCUCUGAUUCCCAGCCCCCCUCAGUCAUCUUGGUAUUCAUGUUGGGCAGCCAAGAAAGGCUUAAUCAGCUAGGAGAGGGGCCUUCACGUAGGUGAUCUCUGUCCCCUGUCUUGUUCUCAUACGACACAGCUAUCUUUUAUUAAUCCUAACCCUCUUCGAUGUAUAGUUACAGAAACCUGGGAUGGAAGCUCAGAUACUCAUCAUUUACUCCCCCCAAGAGGGACUGUCAGGGAGUAGACUGAAGAAGUGAGCCUUCCUCAAAGAAGUACUCUUCCUCUUCGUGUUGCCAUGGACUGGGUAGGGGGGGUAGGGCAAGGAGAGGAGAACCAAUGGGAAAUUUGAUUCAGGACUUUUAAUCUAUCAUUAUUCACAAGCAUCAGAUUCAUUCUGAAGAAAGUAGCCAAGUUCAUAGAUACCAAAAGGGAAGGGUUGAAGGUUUUUUCCUGCUUAAGAAUUUUUGCACUCACACAUGCAGUAUGUGAUAGCAAUAUGUACAAAAGUAACUGGAGACUUGUGAUUGGCUGCUUAGAAAAGGUGGCUAGAACUAAAUAAUGCUCUCUUUGAAAGAAAAGGUUUAACAGUGGAGAAGUUAGUAUAUAUUUUUAUAUUUUUGUAACAAUUGCUUUUUUCAUGGGGGGCGGGGCAGGGAGGAAGGGUUCAUAUUUUAGUCUUAUGGAGCCCAAUGGAUUUUUAUAUUUCCCUUCAGACAACAGCCCUAAAAACUUUGCAAGGUUUAUAUGAUUUUUAAAGGUGCCAUACAUUUGUUACACUUAAUAACACCCACACACACACACAGAGAAAAUACAGUUUAAAAAAACCAGAUACAAGCUAUUCUAGGGAGGUCAAUUUCAUUUGAAAGGACUGAACUCUUAGAGAUUUGAGUUUUAUGCACCUUUUGUUUUGGUGCCUUGACUUUUUUGGCACCAAUUGCAGGGGAGGGGGAAAGAGCCGGUCGUUCCUCAACUGCUGUGCUUUUAAUCAGCAAUGUAAGUCUUUCUACCGUGUCCUUCACCACAUCUGUCUAUCAUAGCCAGCGGAACCAACCUCACACAUAACAAAAUCCACUCUCAGAGGUAAGUCCAUGGAGUUGCAAGCCCAGAUUGUUGAGCUGUUUCCAUUGUUAACUGUAGCUUGCCACCAAGAGCAAAUACAGACUUCAUUCUGCAUGUUUCCAGUUUGGGUUCUCACAGGGAUCUGCUGAUAAGGUCUUUCAUGAUGUUAAAGUUUUUAAACAAUAAAACACAUGCAAAAUA
Phascolarctos cinereus (koala) is the source of this 4398-nucleotide messenger RNA. It is a transcript of the gene GPT2, whose product is annotated as glutamic--pyruvic transaminase 2. Gene Ontology annotation, biological process: biosynthetic process. Lineage: Eukaryota; Metazoa; Chordata; Mammalia; Diprotodontia; Phascolarctidae. The record is from RefSeq and is a predicted model, not a curated record. Gene Ontology annotation, molecular function: pyridoxal phosphate binding; transaminase activity.